Molecule: messenger RNA, 2722 nt
Organism: Geodia barretti
Lineage: Eukaryota; Metazoa; Porifera; Demospongiae; Tetractinellida; Geodiidae
Source: the annotation of a GenBank genome assembly
AUAUGUCAUGAAAUUGCGCUUGGGGAACUGAAAGUAGCUAGCUGGUGGUUGACGUACGUACGUAGGUUUAGGUAUCAAAGUCAGACACCAGAAAAUCUUUAGGUAUCAAAGUCAGACACCAGAAAUCUUCAUGUAGCUAUAUUAUAGGCACGUGUUUUCUGGCUCUCAGUGUUCUGUCAAUGGGUAGCUAGCUAUAGCUAUAGCCAACUACUGCUGACAUCAGUGUAGAAAGGGAGCAUGCUAGAAAUUUUGUCUUGGAAACUGCUGGAAAAGCACUAGGUAAUGUGCAAGCACUCGGGGCCCGCACGGGCCUCGCGGAGCAAUCCGCCAACUACACACCAAUUGACGUGGGAGUAAGCGAUGGGUGUGGCUGGCAAACCAACGACUUAUUUGUUAUUGAUGUGUCUUCUAGCACAAGAUAAAGAAGAUGACUUCUUUGGUUGCUGUAUCCGUGUUGUUCGUUUUUGCAUUUGCAGAAAUAUCCUCUGGAUGUACUGAAACUACCCUUAUUGAACUCAGUCCUGGUGGUUCUUUCAAUGUAUCACUGGGGAAGACGAUGGAAUUUACUUGUAAUACAGAGUAUGAGACUCCGCAGUGGGAGGUCAACGAAGGAUCCCUUCCUGAUACUUUUAGUAGACGUGGAUUUCAUAUUUUGAUAUACAAUGGAACACGGCCUGAAACAUACAUGAUUCGCUGUACUUUUCGGUUAAGAGUUGACAUAGAAAUUAUUAAAAUUUUCAGCAACAUGGCUGUAAUAAUAACACCAAUGGACAGUAGUGGACGACGACGUCGUGGUGUCACUCCGAUAUGUGAACAAGCAAGUGCAACAUUUGCUAAUGAUAUGGAGGUCUCUAGGAUUCAUAUAGGCAGUGUACCUACUGGUGACAACUGCAAACUACUGAUUUCCAUUUCACGAUGUGAUGAUACUGGUGAUGGAAAUGAAGUAAUUGAGGUACCGGCUACAGAGAGUAGCAUAAUAGCUACAUUUGACUCUGUGGAGAUGUUUUAUGAUCAUGAUGUCACAGUUGAGAUAGAUUAUGAAUGUGAUUUCUGUGGAAAAAUAAAUAUUUACAUACCUAACAUGAAACCUACAGAUGGCAAAUAUGUUCCAAGUAAUUUUGCGGGAACUAUAAUAGAAGAUCUCUCCAAUGAAUACUGCGACUUCAAUGGUUUUGUCAUCAACUACAGCAUAUGUGUAAAUUCAAGAGGGACAAAUGAAUGCUUUCAGCAUCCAUGUGGAAAUGGUAAAAUCUACACAUCUCUUUGUAACUCUGUGGCAAUUGACGGACCAGUCACUCUUCAAGCUAGUGGCGUUGAGAAUGGAACUAUUGUUUCUAUUUUCUGCUUUGAUUUUGAUUGCCAUGGAAGGUUUAGUGAGGUGAUGGUUUUUAACCUUCAAAUAUUUACAGAAGAUGAUACAAGACCUCAAGACCUUGAAUGUAAAGAUGUAUACUCUGAAGGCUUGAAUGUGUUGAGGAUGAUACACCAGACUUAGCCACUGGAGUUGAGAUUGGAAUUAUGGAGACAUUGUCAAACUGACAUGUAGCACAGAUCUGCCGCUACCUAUUCUAGUGAAAUAAUGACCAGGUGUACGAAAGCAAUCAUCUUCGCCUGGGUUACACUGCCAAUGGAUAUGACAUGGAAUUUGAAUUCAAACGAUAUAUUCUGGAUUUUCGGUGUUUUGCUAGGACAUUCAUUUUUUCCAAGGAUCAGUUGUGAACAUCUUUGCCAGCCGCAAUCCCACUAGGAUCAGUCAGAUGAGUCAAGAGGUGAUGACAACCCAACUCAUGUCAACAGCAACAUGCAGAUCAUUUCUAAGUCGUGGGGAUGGGGCUAACGAUACAUGGAUUUGAGGAGGUUUAAGAGUUAGUACCCUUUCCGUAAUUACACGGUAAAAAAUGUGAUGAAAUUAACUGAUACAACGGACAACUGUACAGGUCCAUGAAGCCAGAGAUAAAUGAACAUAGGGGUCCUUUGGCUCCAAUUCGACGCAAAUGAUAUUCUAGUUGAAAUAACAGAUGAUGGGGAACGAAUGUGGCGAGAAGGUUUCCAAUACCUGAAUAUAUAAGCAACCAACAGUUUUACAAGUUAUUCCAAAAAACUAUACUGGAUUAUUAUUGAAGACCUUUCAAUGGACUAAUGUGACAUUGGUGCACGUAAUUGAACCACAAGACGUGCAUACACUUCAGAUAGAGGAAUGUGACGGAUUUGUUUGCGAAACUCAAUGCAAUAAGCAGAUAAUAUUUCACUCAUGCACACAAGGAAACAAAACUUGCGUCAUACAGGACGAGAUGAAACAGUAGUGAUCUUAUUUUCUGCACAGGAAACCCAAAAACGAAAUUGCAUGGCAAACUAUGAUAGUGAAUCAUGGUUCACAGUUGAAAAUAUUAUGGUAUGAUGCGGAGCAGGCUAAAAUAAUAAAAGUGCGUACAGCCGGGAUCAUGGUGUUGAUGCGGAUUUCUAUCCGGACUACCUUGGUGGUUAUUAUGGCUCUCUCUGAUUGUUAACUCCAGUGGUUCUGGAGAUUACAACCAUGUCUUUCAUUUACUUGGGAUAGUGCUAUAGAUUUGGGUAUAUACAGUUACAUAAUUUGGUUGUUAGCUUUGACGGUAGUAUGAGAUAGUUAGUGAAUGCUGAGUAUGAGGCAAGUCAUUUAGCCUGUUUUGUAUUCCCAGUCUUAUUGAUCUGAUGUUGAUAGAUUAACAUUUUGAAGUGACAAAAA